AUGGUGAUAUCCGCUUGGGGAAACAACUUCCCAUUUGCGUGCUGCUCCGUCAUUGUUUACGUCACCUCACAAUUUCCACAAGCUAUGGAUAUUCUUCUUGCUGAGUUCCACAAAGCUUGCAUUUACACAGUCCCAAAGCAUGUUGUAUCAGCUUGCGACAACUCAGACACAUAUUAUAAACGCAUACAGUCCAUAAUGAGACUCUACGGGGCACUUGUCCGGACCGAUGUUUGUGGUAACAUCCAUGGGAUUGAACACGGAUGGGCUUGGUUUGCUCGGUUCCUUAACAAAAUCUCUGCCAACAACAGAGCUACUGCAACAGCCUUUCACGGCUUCCUCCAGACAGCAGGAUUUGGUCUUCAUCGGAGGUACAAAACUCAGUUCUUGAAAGUUGUGUGUGUUUUCAGAGAGCAUUUCUUGGCGAAAUUGAGGGCAGAAAAGUACUAUGAUGCACAAUUCAUAAGCGAUAUCAAGGCCUACUUAGAUGACCAGAUGUAUCUCGAGGAACCUGAAGGAAGAACUAUGCAGACGAAUCAGUAG
Molecule: messenger RNA, 540 nt
Organism: Arabis nemorensis
Lineage: Eukaryota; Viridiplantae; Streptophyta; Magnoliopsida; Brassicales; Brassicaceae
Source: the annotation of a GenBank genome assembly